AUGAGCAACCUGCCCACAAAUCUGCCUGGGGCCUUGGUCCUUAGUUCACAGGUGCACAUAGGUGGGUGUCCCGUCCCUUCAGAAAACCCAUGUGAGUGUAAGGGUGAGGCUCACAAGGGUCUGUACUUGUCCUGUCUAAUGGCCAGCACCAUCUGUCACACUGUGGUCACUAUGCCGGAGCGUUUCUGCACAGAUUUUCAUCAGCCCCUUCACUUUCCAUCGUUGAAAGUUAAGAUCGACCAUGUGCAGGUCAGCCGGCCUGGAUUGGACACGGGUGCCCUUGUGUAUGUUCUACUUACCAACCUGAGGCAUCCAGAGCUCUUUGAGGCAGAAACAGAUGCUUCAGUGCCAGCACCAGUGCCAGGAGAAGAGCCACCACAUGUGAGAGGACUGAAGCUAGAGGAACCUUCAAAGCCCUUGUGCCCCUCUCCUGUGGCAACAAUGAACCGGCCCCGUGUAGACACGUGGGACAUCAGGGCAUUCCCUCCUAAGCUGCUGGCAGAGCAGCUGACUCUGAUGGACAUGGAGCUGUUUAGGGAGGUGGCGCCCUAUGACUGCCUGGGCUCCAUCUGGUCCCAACGCACCAAGAAGGGAAAGGAGCACCUGGCACCCACCGUUCGUGCCACCGUCGCCCAAUUUAACAAUGUGGCCAAUUGCGUCAUCACCACCUGCCUUGGAGAUUACAGCAUGAAGGCCCAGGACAGAGCCAGGGUGCUGGAGCACUGGAUCAAGGUGGCCAGGGAAUGCUUGGUCCUCAGGAACUUCUCCUCGGUCCACGCCAUCCUCUCCGCUCUGCAGAGCACACCGAUCCAUCGAAUGAGAAGGACAUGGAGAAAAGUUUCCAGUGAUGGCAGCCGGGCUGUGCAGGAGGGCAGAGGAGCUGCAGAAGCAGCCGGUGUCCACUUCGCACACUGCUCCAUCCUGUCGGCACGUGGCUUUCUUCAGGCGAUGGGGACCGUCAAGUUGGCCACCUUGGAGAUGAACCAUCAGAGAGCCCAGAUGAGGCAGCGGCAGCAGAAAAAGGGUAUCGUUCCCUUCCUGGGAACCUAUCUCAGCGACCUGGUGAUGUUAGAUGCUGCGAUGGACGACUACGUGGAUCUACAAGCUCUCCUGCCAGCUGGAGCCCCCCUCCCACUAGGCCGGCGACACCCUCAAGGUGAAGAAGAGCAGGCCCAAGGAAGCCAGACAGCCGCAACUGCGUUCCCAGCUCCACCUCCGACCAGCCCUGUGACUGGGGCAAGCUGA
This is a messenger RNA of Galeopterus variegatus (Sunda flying lemur), 1245 nucleotides long. RefSeq names its product ral-GDS-related protein-like. The record is from RefSeq and is a predicted model, not a curated record. Gene Ontology annotation, molecular function: guanyl-nucleotide exchange factor activity. Gene Ontology annotation, biological process: positive regulation of GTPase activity; Ras protein signal transduction. Gene Ontology annotation, cellular component: plasma membrane. Bases 1 to 1245 code for a protein of 414 amino acids. Lineage: Eukaryota; Metazoa; Chordata; Mammalia; Dermoptera; Cynocephalidae. The transcript is spliced from 9 exons.